AUGGAAUUAACUCAAGAUCCUAAUAGCGUCUAUUAUCUUCGUCAGUCUGAUAAUACUGGCAUGAAACUUGUCACAACUCCUUUUAAUGGAAGCUCUUAUGCAAACUGGAAGCGAUCUAUAUUUAUAGGUCUCACUGCUAAGAACAAAAUGUGUUUCAUCGAUGGAUCUCUUCUCGAACCUGAUCGUCUUGAUAACGCUUACAAGUCCUGGUGUCGCUGUAAUAGCAUGAUCAUCGGCUGGUUGAUCACUGCUUUGGAACCUCCAAUUGCUGCUAGUAUCUUGUAUGUUGACACUGCAAGAGAUAUUUGGAUCGAUUUGGAGGAACGAUUUGGACAAGUCUCUUCUGCACAGAUCUAUGCUUUGGUACAAGAAAUUUCACAGGUUUCUCAAGAGAAUAUUUCUCUAUCUGAUUACUACACUCAACUGAAGAAGGUUUGGGAUGAAAUUGACAAUUUGAAGCCACUGCCUACUUAUGAAUGUGCUAAUUGCACUUGCAAUCUCACACAGAAAGUGCUCAAAUUACAACAGGAUCAACGCCUGAUGGUGUUUCUCAUGAAAAUGUGUGGAGAUUUUGCUAAUGUUCGAUCUCAUAUCUUGAUGAUGGAGAUUUUGCCUACUCUGCCUCAGGCCUACAGGAUGCUGUUACAGGAACAAAGGCACAAAGAAAUCUCGAGGAUCAUUACCCCUACUGACUCUACUGCAUUUGCUUUUGACAAAAAUCAGGGUUAUAAUCGACAACAGACUGGAUUCCAAGCCAAAUCUCGUUUCAAAACUCUGCUAUGA
Messenger RNA from Daucus carota subsp. sativus, 783 nucleotides. RefSeq lists its product as uncharacterized. The coding region runs from base 1 to 783 and encodes 260 amino acids. Lineage: Eukaryota; Viridiplantae; Streptophyta; Magnoliopsida; Apiales; Apiaceae. The record is from RefSeq and is a predicted model, not a curated record. The transcript has a single exon.